Messenger RNA from Thelazia callipaeda (thelaziosis nematode), 1350 nucleotides. Lineage: Eukaryota; Metazoa; Nematoda; Chromadorea; Rhabditida; Thelaziidae. The record is from the annotation of a GenBank genome assembly.
AUGGGGAAUGAAUCAAAGCAAGUCAGUGUGAAAAAACUCUCAGAAUUAACUGCCAGUACCGAUGAUGAACAAAAUAAGUUAACAACGCUUGAUGCUGUGUUCUCGAGUUCCCGCUAUGUGAUAUUUUAUUUAUUAAAUUCGGUUAGUACUCGAUCACUCGAACUUGUGGUACCGUUGAAAAGAUUUGUCCAAGAGCGGAAUAAAAGUUGCUUGAAAGAGUGGAAUCCGACACCCGAAGAACUUUUCCAAGGUGCAGUGCUAAGAAGCUGUAAAGGAGCUGAUGGCAUUAAACAUAUAGUUACAGAAAGUUUCAAAAAUUUAAAUUCAACUGUUAAAGGUCUAUAUUUCGGCGCAAACUGGUGCCCACCCUGUCGAACAUUCGAACAGCACCUGAUCUCUUGUUACGAAUCACUCAAAAAUGCCGGUGUCCCAUUUGAAAUAUUCUUUUGCUCAUCGGAUAGGUCUCAGGAAUCAUUUGAACAACAUUUUUUAACUAUGCCGUGGUUGGCUUUUCCAUAUGAUCAGCAGAAAACAAUUCAACUUACUCGUCUGUAUAGUCUUUCAGGCAUUCCAGCAUUGUUGAUAUUAAAUGAAAAAAAUAGUAUAAUUUCCAAGCAUGGUCGUAAUGUUUUACUUAGUGAUCCAUCAGGCAGUUUAUUUCCCUGGGGUCCGUUACCAGUCUAUGAAUUAAAUGAAAAUACGUUAUGCAAGCUAAGAGAUGAACCCUCCCUAGUUCUCUUCACAGAAGGUUCGCCCGAAGAUAUCACGUUUUCGGUAGAAGUUUUGCGUUCUACCGCUGAUUCGCUUUUUCGGGAACGACAAGAACUAAUGAUUCGGCGAUCAUCAUCGAAAGAAAGUGAUACUAUUGACACGAUUGGUAGUGCUAAUGGAAAUGCAGAUUCAAGCAGUUCUAAUUUGGCAUAUUCUACAAAUUCUGUAGACAGCUCAGUCUCAUCGGAUAUAUCACUACCUCCUUGGAUUGAUUCAUUGCAAAUAUUUUACACGGGUGAAGAUCCAUUAUGUGAUUAUAUGUUGGAAGGAUUAGGAUUAGGUAAUGCAGAGUUACCAGUUAUUGUUAUCUUGGAUGCAACUGUUGGCCGAAUGUCUGUAUGUGAAAAACCAGACGUGAGUGCUGAAAUUAUAUCUGAAUUUGUGGCUGACUACAAAAGUGGAAAAUUAAACAUGGUACCAUUGCCAACAGCUCAUCAGAAGGAUUCGCAACCAACACGAUUUGGUGGAAUUCCUGCUCAAGCUGUUCAGUUUGCAUUAGGAAUCGGUCACUCCUCUUCAAGUACUUCAUUUUCAGUGGAAAGCUCGUCACCGACAACCCAUAAUGUACCAGUAUUAUAG